UCUCACUGGGGAGUGUGUCCAUGGAGCUCCUUGUGCUGUCGUGCCAGAAGUGGAAUUCCCUGACCAAUUCUUAACAGUUCUAACCACGGACCAUGAAUUGGUGACAUUCAGGGAUGUGGUCAUCAACUUCUCUCAGGAGGAGUGGGAAUGUCUGGAUGCUGCUCAGAGGGACUUGUACUGGGAUGUGAUGAUGGAGAACUACAGCAACUUGGUCUCACUGGAUUUGGAGGCCAGGUAUGAGACAAUGAGUUUAUCUAUAGGAAAGGACAUUACUGAAAACAAUCGUUCUCAGUGGGAGGUAAUAGAAAGUAGAAAAUUUGUUGGCCUUGAAAACUCCAUUUUCAGAAAUGAUUGGCAAAGCAAAAGCAAUAUUGAAGUACAAGGACCUGAAGUAGGAUAUUUCAGUCAAAUGAAAAUCAUCUCUGAAAAAGUACCCAAUUAUAAAAAUCAUAAAUCUCUUACAUUAUCUCAGAGAAUUCAUGACAGUAAGAAGCCCUAUGCAUAUAAGGAAUACGGGAAGGGCUUCAUCUGUGAGCCAAACUUCGAAGAAUAUCAGAGAACACAUAUUUGUGAGAGAACCUAUGAAUGUAAGGAAUGUUGGAAAACCUUUGGGAUAGAUAACUCACAUACACUACAACUGAAUAUUCAUACUGGUGUGAAGCCUUGUAAAUAUAUGGAAUAUGGGAAUACAUUUAGUUUUUAUGAAGACCUUAGUGUUCCCCAGAAAAUUCAUAAUGAUGAAACAUUCUAUAAAUGUAAGGAAUACAAAAGGACCUAUGGAAGAGCUGGAGAAAUUACUCCACUUCAAAGAAUUCAUGAUGGUGAGAAACCUUAUGAAUGCACAUUUUGUGGGAAAUCCUUUAGAGUGCAUGUGCAACUGACUCGACAUCAGAAAAUCCAUACUGAUGAGAAAUCUUACAAAUGUAUGGAAUGUGGGAAGGACUUUAGAUUUCAUUCACAGCUUACUGAACACCAGAGAAUUCACACUGGUGAAAAACCCUACAAAUGUAUACACUGUGAGAAGGUUUUUAGAAUUAGUUCACAGCUCAUUGAACAUCAGAGAAUUCAUACUGGUGAGAAACCUUAUGCAUGUAAAGAAUGUGGUAAGGCUUUUGGAGUCUGCAGAGAACUUGCUCGACACCAGAGAAUUCAUACUGGUAAGAAACCCUAUGAAUGCAAGGUAUGUGGAAAGGUCUUUAGAAAUAGUUCAUCUCUGACUAGACAUCAGAGAAUUCAUACUGGUGAAAAACCCUACAAAUGUAAGGAAUGUGAGAAAGCUUUUGGAGUAGGUAGUGAACUUACUCGACACCAGAGAAUUCACAGUGGUCAAAAACCUUAUGAAUGCAAGGAGUGUGGUAAGUUCUUUAGACUCACUUCAGCCCUUAUCCAACAUCAAAGAAUUCAUAGUGGUGAAAAACCCUAUGAAUGUAAAGUAUGUGGUAAGGCCUUUAGACACAGUUCAGCCCUUACUGAACAUCAGAGAAUUCAUACUGGAGAGAAACCAUAUGAAUGCAAGGCAUGUGGGAAGGCUUUUAGGCAUAGUUCGUCCUUUACAAAACAUCAGAGAAUUCAUACCGGUGAGAAACCUUAUGAAUGUAAGGAAUGUGGGAAUGCCUUUAGUGUGGUUAGGCAUCUUACUUGACAUCAGAAAAUUUAUACAGGUGAGAAGUCAGUUGAAAGAAAUGAGUGUAAAUGUACUUUUUCUGAUUUUCAUUGUAAAAAGCUAUAGAUUUAGUGAGAAAUAAUCAAAGGAUUUCUACCUCUCUCUCUCUCUCUUUUAAAAUGUUUCCAGACUUUAUGGCCACUCUGUAUUUAGAAGUAGAAUUGCUCAGUUAUAGGUGAUAUAUACUAAUGGCUUUGUUAGAUAUUGCCAAAUAUUUCUCCUUUUUAAAAUCAAUUAACAUUUUUAUUAUACACUGACAUAGGAUAGUCCCUAUCAGUCCAUUUCUCAAAUGUGUUAAAUAUGUGUUUCCCUAAUUUGCAGUGAAUUGAGUUCUUGUCAUAUGAGUUUCUUAUCCAGGCAUUUUUUGUUUACAGUAACUUUUGGUUUUGUGUUUUUGCUCUUGUCUAUAGUUUUCCUUUUUUCUUUUUUUUUAAAUUUGUAAUAUUACUCCAAUACCUUCUUGCAUUCUGAUUCUUUGCUUUUUAUAUAUGCUGUACUUGUCUUUCUCCAGAGAGUUUCAGUGGUAAAUGUGCAGUCUCUAUUUUCACCAAACACCUGACUUAUUUUUACAUUUUCUAUUUUGUUUUAACACAACAGAGUCCCCUAAAUAUAUACCACAAACACUUUAAGGAGCCUUUUCAUUUCCAGGCAGUACCAGCCAGGAUCCAAAUGAAAGGAACACUUUUAAAUAUUUGAUAAAAACUACUAACCUAACCAGUCUAUUACAAUUUAUCAGUCUCUUAAAGUUUUUAGCACCUUUAAAAGGAGAGAAAUCUACAACUAUUGUAGUGAUAAUGUCAGUUUGUGAUCAGAUUAUAAAGAGGAUUUACAAUUAUGUAUUACCAUGACCUCUAUUGGUUUUUGUAUCUACUCUUAUUAUAUAAUUUUUCUUUUUAUUCCCUCUCAGGGUUGCCUUACUGGUUUUGGGCAAUUCAACAAAUAGUAGACUACCUUUGAUUUUAGUAAUCUCACCUGAUACACCUAAGACUAAAUAUUAAAUUUUAACAUUUAGGAAUCUCACCUCCAAAAUCAUCUCUCUUAGUCAGGACAGUUGAGCUAGUUAUGCAAAUCAAUGAGAUCAUGAGCCACUAGUUAUUAUAUUUUUAUAAGAAUUUAACUACUGUGUUUAGGUAAAUUUAUAUCAUCAUCAUCCAUUAGAUUUUCAUUUUUAAAACUGGUGUUUUUCCCAUAAUUUAUUUACACUUUAAAGUUUUGCAUGAUCACCAGUGGUAAGCCAUUUUCUCAUGGGACAUAUUGAGCUGUGUUUUCUGUAAGUAUUCCUUUUUAGUAUUUUACUUAAGUACUUUUUAAAAAUAUGUAAUUGGUUGCUAUUCUGUACCCUACACAGUAAGAGAAUGACUCUCUGUUGUUAAUCUUUUUACUAGGAUGUUUGCUAUUUCAUAUCUGUCAAAUAGAAUAUAACACUCUAUUUACUGAGCUAUUAUGUGCCCAUCACUGCUGAUUUAGUCUUGGAUCCCACUCUUUUUGUUCUUUUACUACCAUCAGUGCUGAUUAAUUUUCCUCUUCUUGUGUGUAGUCUACCUGUCUUACAUUUCCUGUGUUUUUUUAUUCUUUCCAGCUUAAACAAAUUAAAACAAUAAGCUAUCUAAACCUUACAUACAAAAACAAAAUAACCAUGUGUCUUGGCACUUAAUUUUUGAAGUCAUUAAUGAAUAAAUGAUAAAUUAAUGAAUGAAACAUAUCCUUAUUGUGUUUCUCUUAUUUGUAAUUAUAGCUACAUUUCAGUCACAUUAUAUGUUACUUCAAACUUUGUUAUUAUCCCAUGGCAUCUCACCAUGUGUUACUCCAAUAAACUGUAAUAUAAUUGUUA
Molecule: messenger RNA, 3494 nt
Organism: Galeopterus variegatus (Sunda flying lemur)
Lineage: Eukaryota; Metazoa; Chordata; Mammalia; Dermoptera; Cynocephalidae
Gene: ZNF529
Product: zinc finger protein 529
Exons: 3
Biological process (GO): negative regulation of transcription by RNA polymerase II; regulation of immune system process; regulation of cytokine production
Source: RefSeq, a predicted model, not a curated record